GACUAAAGCUGCUGCUGCUGCUGCUGCUAUUGCACAGUCAUUGGGCUAACUGGAGCCCACUGUGCACUCUGGUCCUCUGCUCUUCUUACUACCUUCUUCAAGUCUGCUUUUUUUGGCUGCAUUCAAUAGAAUAGUGAAAACUAGAAACUGCAGCUUUACUGAAGGAGAUUAGUCUGCGAGUCACAGUAUAUGAAGAUGACUGCUUGAUUAUUUUGAGCAAAAAAAAAAAUUGUUUGAGUUUAAAGUGUUUUCUGAAAUGGUCUUAUAGUGUACAGUAUGGACGCACAAUCUCUUUAACUCUGAUUUAAUGCACAGAGUACUUUUGUGAACAGUGAUAUACAUUUUUGAUAUUUUUUAGCUAUUUUUCUUCUCAGCUGGGGGCAGGAUGUUCCCCUCCUUUACAUCUGCACUGCUGAUCACAGCAUUGACCAGUGUCUGGGCCCGAGACCUGUAUGAGGAGAGGAGAACUAACAAGAAAUCCAGGGCCAAACCUCUGGGUGCAUAUAUUCAUGAUGGGCAAGCCAUCCUAGACGAGGACUGUAGCUUGGAGCUCUCCUUCUUGUUGGACAGCUCGGAGAGUGCAAAGGACAAUCAUGAAGAAGAAAAGCAGUUUGCUGUGAACAUAGUGGAGCGGCUGCAACAGGUACGGUUGCAGGUUGGCCGCAGCUUGAGCUUCAGGGUUGCUCUGCUGCAGUAUAGCAGUCAUGUCAUCACAGAGCAAACUUUCAGAGACUGGAGGGGCACAGAGAACUUCAAGAUACAUAUAGCUCCCAUCACUUACAUCGGGCAUGGCACGUACACAACCUACGCCAUCACCAACAUGACCAAGAUCUACCUGGAGGAGUCCAGCCCUGGCAGCAUCAGGGUAGCAGUGCUGCUUACAGAUGGUGUUUCCCACCCGAGGAACCCUGAUAUUUUUUCAGCUGUUGCUGAUGCCAAGAACCAGGGCAUCAAAUUCUUCACUUUGGGCAUCACCCGGGCAGCCAAAGAGCCAGCCAAUGUAGCCCAGCUCCGGCUACUUUCCAGCUCCCCAGCCUCUGACUUCGUCCAUAAUUUGCAAGAUGAAGAUGUUGUUGAAAAAAUUGUCACUGGGAUUACUGGUUUGGCUGAAGAAGGAUGCCCUGCAGCUCAGAGAUGUGCUUGUGAGAAAGGAGAGAGGGGACCCAGUGGGCCUGGGGGAAAGAAAGGUCGUCCGGGAGAGGAUGGUGCUCCAGGGCUUAAAGGCCAAAAGGGUGAAGCAGGAUUAAGCGGACUGCCUGGGCGAGAGGGUGCUGAGGGAAAACCAGGUUACAAAGGAGAAAGGGGUGAGAGGGGUGAGUGUGGCACUCCAGGAAUCAAAGGAGAUAGGGGUCCUGAAGGUUCAGUUGGUGCAAGAGGACUUAGAGGUCUGCAGGGGUUAGCGGGACCACAAGGGGACACUGGACCAGAGGGCCCUUUGGGAAAACAGGGUGAACGUGGCCCACCUGGCCCUCCAGGAAUUCAGGGGGAAACUGGCAUUGGACUUCCUGGACCAAAAGGUGACAUGGGAUUCCAGGGUAGACCAGGGCCUCCUGGUCCUAUGGGUGUAGGUGAAUAUGGACCUCCUGGGCCUCAAGGACCACAAGGUGUUCAAGGAGAAAAAGGACCACAAGGAGAAGGGCUCCCUGGACCAAAGGGCGAUCGGGGGCUCUCAGGACCAAGGGGGCCCAGGGGACCACAGGGUGCUGGAAUCAAAGGAGAACGGGGUGAACUGGGGCCCCCAGGUCUUCCAGGGCCAACUGGACCAACAGGAGUGGGCAUACAGGGAGAAAAGGGAAUUGAGGGUCCAAGAGGUCCACCAGGGGUCAGGGGACUUCCAGGAUAUGGUUUACCUGGACCCAAGGGAGAUCAAGGUUUACCAGGAGAGCAGGGAGCUCCAGGAGAGAGAGGGCUUGGUGAGCCAGGUCCAAAGGGAGAGCCUGGAGCAGUUGGACUGGGCGGUCUACCCGGUCUUCCAGGAGAAGAUGGAGCUCCAGGACAAAAAGGUGAACCUGGUUCAUCUGGUUUAAGAGGUCCUGAAGGAGCACCAGGAAUUGGCACACAAGGGGAGAAAGGCGACCAAGGUCUUAGGGGUAUUCGUGGGUUACAUGGGCCUCCAGGGAUUUCAGGACCCUCUGGACCAAAGGGGGAACAGGGAAUAUCAGGUCAGCAGGGCAUGCCAGGGCUGCCAGGACGGUCUAUACCAGGUCCAAAGGGUGAUGUAGGUCCUGCUGGCCCUCCUGGCCCUAUUGGGGAAACAGGCCAUGGGCUACCUGGUCCAAAGGGAGAUCAUGGUCAGUCAGGUUCACCAGGUCCAGUUGGUCCAACAGGCGAAGGCAUCCCUGGCCCUGUGGGUCCUCCAGGCAUGCCAGGAUUAGGGGACGCUGGCUAUAGAGGAUUGCCAGGUUUGCCUGGCCCACCUGGAGAGGGCUUACCAGGUCCACCAGGUAAUACUGGGAAGCCAGGACCUCCUGGUCCAACUGGACUGCCCGGAGAAGGUAUUCAAGGGCCAAAGGGCGAACCAGGAGCUCAAGGUAUGACUGGCCCUAGAGGGCAUCAAGGACAUGGCCUUUCUGGUGCUAAGGGUGACCGUGGAUUACAAGGUGAGAGGGGUACGAAAGGUACAAAAGGAGACACGGGAGAUCCUGGAGUCCCUGGUGAAGCAGGGAGGCCAGGUGCAAAAGGAGAACAAGGCCUCACAAGAGAAGACAUUAUUAGGCUGAUCAAAGAAAUCUGUGGAUGCGGCAUCAAGUGCAAGGACAGGCCAAUGGAACUUGUGUUUGUCAUCGACAGCUCUGAGAGUGUCGGCCCUGAGAACUUUGAAAUCAUCAAGGACUUUGUCACCAGGUUGGUGGACCGGACCACAGUUGGACACAACGCCACCAGAAUUGGACUGGUCCUCUACAGUCUGGAUGUCCAUUUGGAAUUCAACUUGGCUCGCUACAUGAACAAACAGGACGUCAAGGAGGCAAUCAGAAAAAUGCUUUAUGUGGGUGAGGGCACCUACACUGGCACGGCCAUCAGAAAGGCAACCCAGGAUGCUUUCUUCAGUGCUCGGCCUGGAGUCAGAAAAGUAGCCAUUGUCAUCACUGAUGGUCAGACUGACAAACGAGAGCCUGUCAAACUCGACAUAGCUGUGCGGGAGGCUCAUGCUGCAAAUAUUGAGAUGUAUGCCCUGGGGAUUGUCAAUUCUUCUGAUCCUACACAGGCUGAGUUCCUGCGAGAACUCAACCUCAUUGCCUCUGACCCCGACAGUGAACACAUGUACCUCAUUGAUGACUUCAAUACGCUACCAGCACUUGAGUCUAAGCUCAUCAACCAAUUCUGUGAAGAUGAAAAUGGUGCUCUUAUUUACAAUCACAUUACAAAUGGACACUGGAACGGCAACAGUGGGCAUGUUAAUAAGACCAGUGGAUAUGGGAACAUUGGAAACAGAUACCAUUACCAAAAGAAUAUUCAAAAUCAGAGACACACCGACAACCGAGGCGGCGGUGGCAUUUUCACACCAUCCAUCAGUGCUGAUCCUUUCCCCAUUCAGGUGGUGGAAGAUGAUGAUGAUGAUGAAAAGCUGGACCUAAAAGCCCCUGUGCAGGGCAGUGACACUGUGGCUGUAGUUAACAAAACAUUGUUAUUGCCUGUGAGCGGAAGCUCUGUCUCCAAUGAGACAGGCUUAUCACCUUCUUCAUUUUCAUCUUCCUUAUCUGCAACAUCUUUGUCAACACUGGUUUCAUCCUUAAAUUUGAAUCAGUUGCCAACAGCGGUGAGUCCAGUCCUGCCUGAAGAGGCCCCAAUUCUUGAUCCCCGCUGCACCUUCAAACUGGACCAAGGCACCUGCAGAGACUAUAUCAUCCGCUGGUACUACGACAAGCAGGCCAAUGCCUGUGCACAGUUUUGGUAUGGAGGCUGUGGUGGAAAUGACAACCGUUAUGAAACAGAAGAUGAAUGCAAAAAGGCUUGUGUUCUAUUCAGAACAGGUAAUUUCAGCUGAUUUUUAACAAAAAAAAAAGUCUGAUCUUAAUAUUAAUUUCUAAUUGUUAUACUUCUUUAUAUACAGCUGCAUAAAAGAAGAAUCAAUCAGAAAGUUGACUUUUCUGCUCUACAGUCAGCUGAUAUUAUUUUAAUGUGAUACAUUCUGUCAUUUGUGUUCAUAAAAUUUCAUGCACUUUUCUAACACAUUUGUCCUCUCACACAGAUGAAUUUUGAUUAAAUAGUAAAGCAGUGUUAAAUGGUGAUGACCAACUAAAUCAAAUCCUGACAAACGGCUGAUAUUUUGCCUUUUUAAUUGAAUGACUGCCUGACUGACUUAUUAACUGCUACAAAAACUGACUUUAUUACCUCAAAGAAAUUGUAUUGCUAACACACAAGGAGGAAUUCUUCACUCAGGAUUUGACUGUCCUGGGCUUAAAGUGACUCCAGAGAGUUUAUUAUAUUUUAAAAUUAACCUAUAAAUCAUUCUUUGCACCUCUUUAAGCCAUGUGCUUCGCAUACACUGCAUAUAUUUCUAAUAAGACAACUAUAGUUAGAUGUUUGUUUACCUUGUGUUUAUGGUAUGUAAUUUUCUGAAAUAUGCUCUGAGUACAUUUAUGUUUGUUUUGUUUGUUGUUUUUAAUGCUACGUCGACGCAGGUUAAAACUUGUGGCUGUAAUAAACAGUUAUGUCCAUGACGGUAUUGCUUGCAAGUGUCAUUUUGUAAUGACAAUUGAACCCUUUUGCAAUUUAUUCAUUUAAUAAAUUUGUCAA
Monopterus albus (swamp eel) is the source of this 4737-nucleotide messenger RNA. It is a transcript of the gene col28a2a, whose product is annotated as collagen, type XXVIII, alpha 2a. Gene Ontology annotation, molecular function: serine-type endopeptidase inhibitor activity. The transcript has 35 exons. The record is from RefSeq and is a predicted model, not a curated record. The coding region runs from base 386 to 3985 and encodes 1199 amino acids. Lineage: Eukaryota; Metazoa; Chordata; Actinopteri; Synbranchiformes; Synbranchidae.